AUGUCGAUGUUCUGGGAGCAGCAACCAGACGCUGGUCUCGGGCUCAGAAUAAUUCAACAGGCCAUAACUCGCGAGCGAUUCAAAUUCAUAACCAAACACAUAGCUCGCGCAAGCCCAUGGGAUGAUGUUGACCCUAAUUCUGACGAACCGGAUCAAGAGCCAGAGCGACCGGAUCCUAUCCGUAAGAUCCGUCCUCUGGUCAAAGGACUCAAUGAACGCUAUCAUGCAUGUAGAAAGCCUCCUAGGGGUCAGAGAAUCGACGAGUCUAUGGUUAAAUUCAAGGGCCGCUCAAUGCUGAGGCAGACGAUGAAGAACAAACCGAUCAAGUCUGGUUUCAAAAUUUGGAGCCACUGUUGCCAUAGUGGGAAUACCUAUCAGUUUGAAAUCUAUAAAGGAGCUCGCUUUGGGGAAAAGCAGGGAAGAUCUCGUAAUAACGAGGUUGUGGAGAGAGUUGUCGUUGAUCUUUGCCAACCCCUGACAGAUCAAGGAUUCGUAGUGGCCUUUGACCGGUUCUUUACAAGCAUUGCCCUCCUGGACAAGCUCCACGAGAAUGGUGUCAACGCCGUUGGAACGAUUCUUCCAAGUGGGGUCAACCAGCCCAUCAUGACGAAGAAUGAGUCGAACCUGCGGCCGGACGAAUUUGCAGCCAAGUUCGGUGGUGAGCCCGGAACAUGCUGA
Molecule: messenger RNA, 678 nt
Organism: Daphnia pulicaria
Lineage: Eukaryota; Metazoa; Arthropoda; Branchiopoda; Diplostraca; Daphniidae
Product: piggyBac transposable element-derived protein 3-like
Exons: 1
Coding region: 1-678 (225 amino acids)
Source: RefSeq, a predicted model, not a curated record